Nilaparvata lugens (brown planthopper) is the source of this 1425-nucleotide messenger RNA. RefSeq lists its product as uncharacterized. The transcript has a single exon. Gene Ontology annotation, cellular component: nucleus. Bases 1 to 1425 code for a protein of 474 amino acids. The record is from RefSeq and is a predicted model, not a curated record. Lineage: Eukaryota; Metazoa; Arthropoda; Insecta; Hemiptera; Delphacidae. Gene Ontology annotation, molecular function: DNA binding.
AUGUCAAAACUUCAAGAUGGAGCUGUUGAUAUUGAAAUACCUGCACUUGCUGCCAGCUCCAAGUAUUCUACCAGACAGGUGUUUUCUUCUGAAGAGGAACGUCUCUUAGAAGAAUACCUUAUCAAUUGCUCAAGAAUGCACUACGGUUUGACCUACAAACAGUUCAGGGAUUUUGCAUAUUCUUAUGCUUUAGUGCUAAGGAAGACCUUACCCGAGGGCUGGAAUCAUGCUGAGACAGCAGGUAUUGAUUGGAUGAAAGGAUUCAUGAAGAGACACCCACAGCUCAGCUUGAGAAAGCCAGAGAACACUAGCCUUGCACGAAACAUUAGUUUUAAUAGGAAAAAUGUGGAAACGUUCUACAAUAACUUGGAGACUUUAAUGGAGAAAUACAAAUUCCCAGACAACCGCAUACUAAAUUUAGAUGAAUCUGGUGUAACUACAGUCCUACAAAGCCCAAAAGUCAUCGCGCCAGCUGGAGCUAAGCAAGUAGGACAGUGUGUUUCAGCAGAACGAGGGGAACUUGUUACUUUCUGUGGUAUUGUAACAGCAAGUGGAAGUGCUUUACCACCAGUUUAUGUCUAUCCCAGAGUGCAUUUCAAAGACUUGUUCUUAUAUGGUGCUCCAAGAGGUAGUAAGGGGUUUGCAAAUCGAUCAGGCUGGAUGACACAAGAAGUUUUUCUAGAAGUCUUGAAACACAUUCUAGUGCAAACAUCCUCUAGUAAAGAAAAUCCACUUCUUAUUGUUCUAGAUAAUCAUGAAUCACACAUAAGUUUGGAUGCAAUUAUCUUCUGUAGAGAAAAUGGGAUUGUAUUACUAACUUUUCCACCACACACCAGCCAUCGCCUUCAACCACUUGAUGUAGCUGUUUUUGGGCCUUUCAAGAGUCAUUGUAGGUCAGUCUUCAAUAAAUGGAUAAGUGAAAAUCCUGGCAAACAAAUUGCAAUUCAUAAUAUCGCACAUCUAACUGCAUCAGCAUUUGAUGAAGCAUUCAGCAGGAAAAACAUAAUUGCCAGCUUCAAAAAAACUGGAAUCACACCUUUCAACCGCUCUACAUUCAAAGAGGAAGAUUUUCUGGGAUCCCUUCCUACAGAUCAGCCACUGGUAGAGACGCCUCAACAAGAAAACACAUCAGAAAAAACCGUUGGUGCAGAAACAAUGGCUGGUUGCUCCACUGAAAAUAAUGAAGAAAUUAAUCUUCAGAAGACACAUGACAAUGGAGGGUCUGUCACACCUGCUAGAAAUUCUGAAAAAAAGGAUUUUCCCACACCUGAAGAUAUCCGUCCAUACCCUAGAGCUGAAAGAAGAGGUGAUAGUAAAGGGAAGGGGAGAAAGAAGGGGAAGUGUUGUAUUUUAACAGAUACUCCGGAGAAGAACAGGAUAGAAGCAGAACUAUUGAAGAGAAAAAUUUGUUGCCCAAUUAAUUGA